AUGGUAAACUUGACAAUUAAUUUCUUCAAUUCCUCUCUUAAAUGUGAUUUUAACAGAAGCCGUUUUCUGAGAGCUAUCAAGACAGCAUUACACGGGGGAUUAAGAGGUGUUUCCAUUUGGUCGCUAUUAGGGAAAAUUAUGAUGGUUAAUUCCAAGUGGGCCACUCAUAUAAAGAUUCUGGACGAAACUGAUAAGCACGUGUUUACCAUCUGGAUUCCAUGUUGCGUUUGCCAGGACGUCUGUUGUCCGGAUGACAUCGUAAUUCCGAUAACAGACCCGACACUUACGCAACAGAUAGGGAAAAUAUCCAAGGUAUGGCGCGGAUGUUGUGUGGAAGCCAUCGUCGAUGCAGACACUUUUCGUUUGGAAUUCCCUCUUGACAUGGCGUUAAACACAAAGAUACUUCUGAUGGGUGCACUCUUCAUGGUUGAUUAUCUCCGUUUUGAAGCGAAUUAGCUAGAUUAUAGUGCACGCAUACUUCAGUGUACCUUUACAGAAGUCGCACAAACCUCAGUUCAUACUCGGUCUAGCACACAAACGUUUUUGGAGGACUUAAAUCUCUGCAUUGAUGUGAAAAUUCUUUACACACCAAUGGCUUUGAAAUGCAAGAAACUGUAUUGCGCAGAUGGCUAACGAUUUUAAUAUUUUUUAUUCACAAUGACAUGUACAUAGAUUUUAUGACAGUUUUAUUAUUUAUUUUCUGUUUCGUUUGUUUGAUAUAAUUAUUAUCACAUCACAUUAUUGCGUUAUCUUGUUAUGCACUGUUGUUCCUUUGUGCCAUAUCCUAUACUUGAAUACUGACACCAGUCAAAAUUUCUUGCUUGCCUGUUGUUUUUUUGUUUGCUUUUUUUGUUUUUUGUUUUGCUGUUGUUUUCAAAUUAAUGAUAAAUAUACUACAACGAAAUGUUGAAUAUAGAAUUACCACUGCCUAAUUCCCUCAACCACAGCAUCCCCUGUCACAUCACGUGUCACUCCGACCCUACCACUCACUACUUCCAUACACCAUCGUAUCUCCUGUCAUCACGUGUCCCUAACACUAACACUUCCUAUUUCCCUCAACCACGGCAUUGCCUGUCACAUCAUUUGUCCCUGACACUAUCCCUGCGUUCUUCCCGCUGUCACAUCAUGUGUCCCUGACACUGUCCCUGCGUUCUUCCCGCUGUCACAUCAUGCGUCCCUGACACUGUCCCUACGUUCUUCCCGC
Molecule: messenger RNA, 1204 nt
Organism: Mercenaria mercenaria
Lineage: Eukaryota; Metazoa; Mollusca; Bivalvia; Venerida; Veneridae
Product: phospholipid scramblase 3-like
Exons: 5
Coding region: 1-456 (151 amino acids)
Biological process (GO): plasma membrane phospholipid scrambling
Cellular component (GO): plasma membrane
Molecular function (GO): phospholipid scramblase activity
Source: RefSeq, a predicted model, not a curated record